ACUGCUGAGGGGAGCGCGGCCGCCAUGGACGGACGGUGCUCCCGCAUCCCCGUGCACUCCCGGUUCUGCCGCCCCGAGCCGUCCGCAGAAUUGCAAGUGGCUUUUCCUUCAAAGAGAAAAUGUGCCAGCAAAACAUCAGAUCCAAAGUUCAGCGGGGUUCCCAGUCUUCAGCUUGUCUCAAACGUUACAGUGGACAGUGUCUUCAAGGCUGCAAACCAAGGGUUGCCUAAGUCUGACAAGAGAGUGGAACCAGUUCCAAGGAAGACAGUGGCAAGGCGCCCUCUCGGCAGACACCAACUAGAAGCAGAGCUGAAAAAGAAGGAUCAGUUGGUAGAAACACUCAAGAAACAGCUAGCAAGAGCAGAGGGCACUAUUAGGGAGUUAAAGAAGAAUGAAGGGCUGGUCCAUGAAGUUGAGAAGCUCAAGAAAAUUCAGGAGACUUCUAUGAUGAUUAUAGAAAGCAGAAACAUCAAUCCUGGUAGAAACAUAGAGGAGGAAAAAGAGAUACGUGCUUGCAGGGAAAAGACAACAAUGCUGACUCAGAAGGUCACAGAAGAAUUGAAGCUGUAUUGUCACACAGUUGCAAAAGAGAAGGAGAUGCUUGAGACAGCGAUGGCCAAGUGGAAAUCGGUCCUAGAGGAAAACCAGCGUUCCCUGGAGAAGCACUCCCACUUCCAAGCUCAAAUUAAGGAAUGGACAGCCGCGCUUGAAGCGCUGGGGAAUAUCCUGGCAAUGUGAGGCACGAGGAUGGACUGGGAUUUUUGCUUUUUCACCCCUAGUUCAGCGGUCCCUGUUUGUCAAGCCUAGUUCCUGCUGUUUCCUCCCGGGGUAGGGUCGGACGGGGGCCUGAGGCAGCAGCGAGGGUUCGCCUGGUGUCGGGGGUCGCCGCUCUGUUGUGUGUCCGG
Messenger RNA from Pseudopodoces humilis (Tibetan ground-tit), 905 nucleotides. It is a transcript of the gene KNSTRN, whose product is annotated as kinetochore localized astrin (SPAG5) binding protein. The record is from RefSeq and is a predicted model, not a curated record. Gene Ontology annotation, cellular component: mitotic spindle; kinetochore; microtubule plus-end. Lineage: Eukaryota; Metazoa; Chordata; Aves; Passeriformes; Paridae. Gene Ontology annotation, biological process: mitotic sister chromatid segregation; spindle organization; regulation of attachment of spindle microtubules to kinetochore.